AUGCCACCACGUGGACGGCAAAAAGAUCCUAAUGGCGAAGGCAGCGUCAGUGAGAAAAGGAUACGACAACGUUUUGGACAGAAUGAGGAUUAUCUAUUGAUUCUUCAGGUGAAAAGGGAUACCCCAUAUAAUGCUCGACAUGGCGCUAUAGGCGACACUUGGGAUAAUGUGGCGGAACGUCUGAAUAAACAUCCGGAUUUUCAUAUGCGACCAAUCAAAGGCACGACAGCAAAGACACGGUUCGAUACACUAUUACAUCGUCAUCGCAACUGGAUAAAAAGUGAAAAUUUCGAACAUUCGAAAGAAAUAAAGACUCCUUUUCAAAAAAUUAUGACCGACUUGGUAAAAACUAUUGAUAUUCGUCCAAAGGGGAAGGCAAAUUUCAAUGAAAAAGAUGAUUUUAACGAAAACGAAGAAAAAACCAAAACUACGACUAUGAAUAUUCGAGCAAACGGCAAAAAACGUCAACGAAGUGACAGCUUAGAAACGGAAUCAGAACCUCCUGUCAGACGAGACAUCUCGAUGCUACCACGUACUAUUGAUACUGCUGAUCAGAUGCCGAUUUCAUCUGAUGCAUCAUUCCCAGAUGCACAAGUCACUGCAGAUGUAACUGAACCAAUGGAUGAGUCUUCAGUACCACAAAGUCCAAUUGAUGGAGACGUUGUGACAGUGCAACAAGCAAUGGCCGAGUUAUUCAAGAUGCAACAGGCUUUUGCAACUCGACCGUAUCAAGCUAAUGUCAUUGAGCUAGAAAAAAUAAAUGAAGCAAGAGUACGAGAGGAAGAGGAGAAAACCAAACAACGCGGUCUUGAACUUCAAAUCGAGAUGCAACGUACAAGACGGAGACAAUUGGAACUCGACUUUGAAAAAGAAGAACGCAAGAAAGACCGUGAAGAACAAGCCAAGCUCAUUGCAAGUCUUUUCGAGCGGCUCGAACCGAAGAGACAUUGA
This is a messenger RNA of Peronospora farinosa, 951 nucleotides long. The record is from the annotation of a GenBank genome assembly. Lineage: Eukaryota; Oomycota; Peronosporomycetes; Peronosporales; Peronosporaceae.